Lotus japonicus is the source of this 673-nucleotide messenger RNA. RefSeq lists its product as uncharacterized. Lineage: Eukaryota; Viridiplantae; Streptophyta; Magnoliopsida; Fabales; Fabaceae. The coding region runs from base 73 to 576 and encodes 167 amino acids. The transcript has 4 exons. The record is from RefSeq and is a predicted model, not a curated record.
CUUUGCACAUAUAUAUUGGCCUAAUCAUAGUUGGUAGCUUUAGUGAUCAAUUAUUCACAAAUACAAAACAUCAUGGGGAUGGUCAUGAGUUACAUGGGACUAGGAGGAACAGCUGAAGGGUUAGUAGCCCAGAGUUUAAGUCUUGUAUCAGGAGCACUCUAUGAUCAAUUUAUGAAGAGAGAAAUUAAAAACUUUGACGACUUCCACACUGCAAUUCUUGAUAUCUUCAACACUAUCAACAUGGCCUUGCCCGGUAAACACUAUGAUGCACCAGAGCUCAAGGAAAUCCAGGACUUGUUUGAACAAUGGAAUGAAUCCAAGGAAGACAAAAAGAAGAUUUUCACUGACUUCAUGAUCAAGAAUGUGAACAUCAGCAAAGCAGAUGAGUCUAUGAUGAUCACAGGGAUAGUGGCACCUCCUGCAGCCAUGGUAGUUAAAAAAACUGGUCAGUCUGUACCCCAGCUAAGUGUUAUCAAAGCCAUUCCUGAUGUUAUCUUUGUGCCCACAGCCACAAUUUUGGCUCUCAUUGCUGUUAAGCUCACCAAAAGAAUGUCAUUCAAGAAAGCUGCAUCCUAACUAACUGUCCCUUAUCAUGUAUAAAAAACUAGCAAUUGAGUGAUUAUUCUCAAAUUGCUUGUGCAUGUGAAUUAUUUAGCAAUUGACUAAUUUAAUA